Messenger RNA from Saccharomyces mikatae IFO 1815, 462 nucleotides. It is a transcript of the gene RSM18, whose product is annotated as mitochondrial 37S ribosomal protein bS18m. The record is from RefSeq and is a predicted model, not a curated record. Bases 1 to 462 code for a protein of 153 amino acids. Gene Ontology annotation, cellular component: mitochondrial small ribosomal subunit; ribosome. Gene Ontology annotation, molecular function: structural constituent of ribosome; small ribosomal subunit rRNA binding. Gene Ontology annotation, biological process: mitochondrial translation. NCBI's taxonomy places the organism in Eukaryota, Fungi, Ascomycota, Saccharomycetes, Saccharomycetales, Saccharomycetaceae. The transcript has a single exon.
AUGUUCAAGAUUAACACUAAUAUAGGCAUGCAUAUUCAGAAUGGUAUACUGCCUAACAUCAAGUGGGCGGCAAACUCCCCAUUUAAGCGUGCCCUCUACAACUUUGGAGUAAAAGAGAAGAAAAGUGUCAAUAUUGAAAUGGGGAGAGCGCAACAGAAUAAGAAAAUUGAUCAGUCGUUAUCUAAAAGACUUCCUAAAGGUACAAUCUAUGACCCGUUUGAUUUUUCCAUGGGCCGAAUUCAUCUGGAUAGAAAAUAUCAGGCAAAUAAGAGCGCUAGCAGAAAUGAUAUAAUGAAAUCCGGUGCAAACCCACUAGAGUUUUAUGCAAGACCAAGAAUACUUUCCAGAUAUGUCACCUCAACAGGGAGGAUCCAACAUAGGGACGUUACAGGCUUAUCGGCAAAAAAUCAGAGAAGACUAUCUAAAGCCAUAAGACGGUGCCAGGCAAUAGGAUUAAUGUAA